Molecule: messenger RNA, 702 nt
Organism: Vicia faba (fava bean)
Lineage: Eukaryota; Viridiplantae; Streptophyta; Magnoliopsida; Fabales; Fabaceae
Source: the annotation of a GenBank genome assembly
AUGUCAUCUUCACCGCCAGAGGCCUCCAUCAAACCGCCACAAGAUGAACAUGAACCCUACCUAUCUCGUUGCUUCUGUUUGAUAAUGAGAAGUUGUUGUUGUUGCAUGCGGAGAACGUUGAAGGGGUUUGUUGCCGAGAGAGGAAGUAAAUUGAUGAAGAGGUUCAGGGCGGUUGUGAAUUCUGUUAGUUUGGUUUUGACAAUUGGAAGUUGGUUAAGGGUAGAUACAGUUACAGUUGUUGUAUUCUGCUUGAAGUUUGUUGAGUUAGUUAUGGGUAGUUGGUUUAUGAAUUAUGACUUUGGUUGGGAAGCUGAGAGUAAAACUCCACUGUCAUCUUGGGACAAGCUAGAAAUACCAUUGAAGUUACAUCUUAAGUCCCAAAGACGGAAGGAUCCAUCUCUUGAACCAGAGACAAGAAUAUCAGGAUUAGUUGGUUUGAUCACCAGAAGCAGUGAGGAUCUGUGUAUCAUCCUUAAUCCAGUUGACAUCAAAAACCGCAUUAUUGAGCUGGAACUGGAGAAAUUCAUUACCCACAGAAUACCAUUUUCAAAGCUUUUGAUUACAUGCUCAAAGGGGGAGUCCAUCAGAUGUAUCAUCAAAAUGGAUGAUUGUUUAUGCAGGUUUUCUUUUGGUAUGAAACAUGGACUGAGGCUUGGACAUAACCAGGUUGGAACGGGGCAAUCUUGGAAGAUAGUGGCUUGA